AUGAGCUCGCGGCCCGUCAUCCGGCCCCUGACGUCAACAAAGGAUGCACCCAAGCUUAAUGGCGGCGGCGCGUCGGACAACAGCCUCUCCAAGCACAGCCGCCGUUUCUCGUUCCACCGAUCUGCAGGCACCACCCGGUCAAACAGCCCCCCUUCGCCGGACGACACCCCUCUCGAAAUGACCCCCUCCGUGGGCAGAACCUCCCAGUCUUCCAAACGUGUGUCCAUGCCCGCGGCCGACGACUUUUUCAACAAUGCGCAGCGCAAGUCCCGCGCGCACACUGGCUUCUCGCUUCGUGGCCGAGUGGUCAACUUUGCGUCGUCGCAUGCCAGCACCCCGAAACAGGAGUCUCCACGGCCUCGCGCCCGCAGCGUCGAGCGCCACAAGGUCCAGAAGGAAGGGCAGCCAGGCCAGGUCAAGCAGGACCUCAUCCGCCAGCCAUGGGCCAUCGCGCCAGAUGCAGGAACUGGCAUGAAGGCGAGACGAUUGAGUCUCAGCCUGCCGGAUGACUUCACUGUCGAUAUCGCCGAGCUUGGCAAGGAGUUUGAGUACCAACACAAGAUCCUCGGCCGCCACCGCAAGCAUGUCGGAAAGGGUGCCACCUCGAAGGUUACCCUCAUGGUCCGCAAGGGUUGCCCAACUGAGCUCUACGCCGUCAAGGAAUUCCGCGCCAAGAGCAGUUCGGAAACCACGGAGGACUACGAGAACAAGAUCAAGUCCGAGUAUAGCAUCGCCAAGAGCCUGCACCACCCCAAUAUUGUCGAGACGAUCCGCCUCUGCACAGACCAUGGCCGCUGGAACCACGUCAUGGAGUAUGCUUCCGAGGGCGACCUCUUCACCCUCGUGUCCAAGAAGUACCUCAAGGAGGACGGCCGCGAAACCGAUCGCCUGUGCCUCUUCAAGCAGCUCUGCCAAGGCGUCAACUACCUGCACAGCCACGGCAUCGCACACCGAGACAUCAAGCUGGAGAACCUGCUCAUUACCAAGGACAGCAAGCUGAAGAUUACGGAUUUUGGUGUUUCAGAAGUCUUUUCUGGCGUCCACCCUGGACUGAGAGAGGCUGGUGGCCAGUGCGGCGUCAACAUGGGCGAAGUUCGCCUAUGCAGCCCCGGAAUCUGCGGCAGUCUGCCAUACAUUGCCCCCGAGGUGCUGGCCAAGAAGGGCGAGUAUGACCCCCGUCCAUUGGACGUGUGGAGUUCUGCGAUCGUCAUGAUCUACCUGACGUUCAAUGCCUGUCUCUGGGACAAGGCUGAGAUCCCCAACACAGCGACGUACGAGAAGCUUGUCAGUGGCUGGAGAGGGCUCGACGCGAAAAAGGCCGAGAACCCCGACUUCGAGGCACACUAUCCUUCAGUGCCGGCCUUUGAGCUAUUUGUCAAGCCCGUCGCGCUCAGGCGUCUUCUCCUCAACAUGCUGCACCCCAACCCGGAAAAGCGCAUGACCAUGGAGCAGGUCGUCUCGUCAAGGUGGAUGAAGGGUGUUGAGUGCUGUCAGCUCGAGAGCUACGAGGACCCGACCAAGACUAUUGACGCGUCCAAGAAGGGAUGCAUGAAGAACGGCACCGGCAGCAAAAUCUUCUGCCACAACCACCUGCCACCGCAGGCUACCAGCCACGGCCUCCCCCCUAUGCCUGGCAAGCCGGGAUACUAG
This is a messenger RNA of Microdochium trichocladiopsis, 1650 nucleotides long. RefSeq names its product serine/threonine-protein kinase hal4. The transcript has a single exon. Lineage: Eukaryota; Fungi; Ascomycota; Sordariomycetes; Xylariales; Microdochiaceae. The coding region runs from base 1 to 1650 and encodes 549 amino acids. The record is from RefSeq and is a predicted model, not a curated record. Gene Ontology annotation, biological process: intracellular signal transduction; intracellular monoatomic cation homeostasis; protein phosphorylation. Gene Ontology annotation, molecular function: protein serine/threonine kinase activity; ATP binding.